This is a messenger RNA of Mauremys reevesii (Reeves's turtle), 619 nucleotides long. RefSeq names its product 14 kDa phosphohistidine phosphatase-like. Gene Ontology annotation, molecular function: protein histidine phosphatase activity. Gene Ontology annotation, biological process: peptidyl-histidine dephosphorylation. Gene Ontology annotation, cellular component: cytosol. The record is from RefSeq and is a predicted model, not a curated record. Lineage: Eukaryota; Metazoa; Chordata; Testudines; Geoemydidae. The coding region runs from base 131 to 490 and encodes 119 amino acids. The transcript has 3 exons.
GACAGCCGUAGCCCCGCCCCCUUCCUCAGGCAGGCUGGUAACGGUCCCUUCAGCCCGCCCACCGCUUAGUGCGCUUGGCGCAUGCGCGGAGCCGCGGCAGUCCGGCCGCUCUCAGCCCCGAGGGGUGGCCAUGGCCGGGCAGCUAGAGUCGGUUCCCGCGGUGGUGAUCGAUCCGGACGGCACGUUCAAGUACAUCCUGGUGCGGGUGCAGCGCGCGGGGGGAGCCGAGCACCGGGACGUCGUCAGGGGCACCGCGGCCGCCGAGUUCCACAAUCAUAUAUUUGAAAAAGUAAACCCUGAAAUGGAAAAGUUGGGCUUUGAAUGCAAGUGCCUUGGAGGAGGAAAAAUUGACCAUAAUAGCAAAGACAAGAAAAUGCGGGUAUUUGGUCUCUCCACAGGAUAUGGUAAAGCAGAUCAUGCAGUGGCCGUAGAAAUACUGAAAAAAGUAUACCAAGACUAUGAAAUCACUUGGUCAGAUGACAAGAAAUGAAAAACUACUCUAGAAUCUGAGAUACAAAGCAGUUUGCACUGUAGCUGUUGAUAUAGUAUUGAAGUCUACAUUGUGUUCAAAUAAAUCACUGUUAGCUUUAUCUGAAUAAAAAGAUUUGUGUGUUCUCUA